AGUUAGCGUCAGCCAUUACUUGUCAACGAGUCGUGGCCGUGGACUGUCUGCCGGUUUUAUCUCAUCAACGCCUCACACCAUAUUCCAACCAUGAGUGCCAAAUUGUUAGAGUACCGGGAAGCCAUAGAACGUCAAUUGAGCGAUAAAAGCAAGCCAUGGACCAAAACUUUCGAGCAACUGGAAUCGAAAACCGGCGUGAACAGACUGUACCUUUUCGUCGGUCUGGUGGCGUUCACCGGUUUAUAUUUAGUGUUUGGAUUCGGCGCUGAGCUGAUAUGCAACUCGAUUGGUUUCGUGUACCCUGCCUACAUGUCCAUGAGGGCUCUGGAGUCGCCUUCGAAGGAUGACGACACAAAGUGGCUGACAUACUGGGUGGUGUACGCGUGCUUCUCGGUCGUGGAAUACUUUUCCGAUUUCAUCGUGGGAUGGUUCCCGCUCUAUUGGUUGAUAAAGUGCAUCUUCAUCAUAUGGUGCUACCUGCCCGGGGACCUGAACGGCUCGCUCAUCCUCUACCACCGCAUCAUCCGCCCCUACUACCAGAAGCACCACUCACAGAUCGACGCCGCUGCCAGCGCAGAACUUGAGGACAUUGUCAGGAACCUAAACAAAAACAUGGGCAAAACUUUAGACUCGUUCAGCAAAAAGUUGCAAAAUCUACAUGCCGACUAAGCGCAAGGUAAAAAGGAUUAAAGCAGUAAAGUUCAUACAAAAUUUAAUGCUAGCCGCGUCGUCAAGGAUGCCGUCGGGAAGACCAACUAACCGAUAAAAACAAUCUCGGGAGCAAAAAGUACAAAAAACACGCACCCACUUUAUUGCCGAGCUUGCAGCACAAUCACGCCAUUUAUCCAAAUAUGUGUAAAGCACAGUACCUGUCAAAUUAAUUAUUAUUAUUGACAGACGCCGUCAGCUGUGCAAAAAUAUUCUUAAAAUAUAUUUCUGUAUAGGUGCUUUUUUGAUUAACUCGGCAAAAAUGCUGCCACUGGCCAAAUAAGGGUCAAUUUCAUCAGUAAGUUGACGAUCACGGCUUCGAAAAAAAAAAGAAAAACACCUAGUUUUGACCUAAAAGUAUUGUAACUUCUGUUAUCCGAUUUGACUAUGCAAUGGUAAUUGGUUUAUUUUCCAUUUUGUUAAGGAAACCGUGUAAUGUAAAGUAGUUAAGGAUUUUUUACGAUCGUAACUUUCUUCUAUUAUGUAACUUUUAUUUAGUACCUAAUAAAAUCUUUAGUUGAAUCUUUUCUUUUUGCCUGUAAGAUCUUGAUGGAGACGUUAAUGUUAAUCAAGGGCAUAUUUUUUAUCGUUUCUAGAUCUCUUAGUGGAAUUGAUUAAGUUUCCUGUUGUAUACGCAUUACAUUUUUGCUCAAGGAAUGUUAGUAGAGAACAAAUUUAUCUUUGGUUACAAGAUGUUUUUAGGUAAGGGUGGUAUUCCAUCUGUCGAAUUUUUGAUCAAAUUUGUAUUUGCGUCUCACAUUUUGCUUAAUGAGAGAGUGAUCAAAAGUUGGACAGGUGGAAUACCACCCUUAUGCAAAUUUCCACAUUUGACAGGCAAACUAUACAAAACCAUUUUUUUAUAUUUUGUAUAAAAAUUUAUAGCAAGCAUUUACAUUAUAUUGUUAUGCUAGUUCGAAGUUAGCUUUGGAGUUAUAUUAUGCCAUAAAUGUUAUAAAAGUUAACAGUUUUUCACAUCAAAUACCAUGGUAGUGUGCCUUUGAUGAUUUGGCUGUCAAAAUGUAAUUUUAUUGUAAUGCACUUGGAGCGAGGAGUUUUAGUCCUGUCAUUUUUCACGUAAUAAAACCGAGUUCAUUUAUAAA
Molecule: messenger RNA, 1808 nt
Organism: Cydia pomonella (codling moth)
Lineage: Eukaryota; Metazoa; Arthropoda; Insecta; Lepidoptera; Tortricidae
Gene: ReepB
Product: receptor expression-enhancing protein 6
Exons: 6
Coding region: 91-669 (192 amino acids)
Source: RefSeq, a predicted model, not a curated record